Molecule: messenger RNA, 588 nt
Organism: Funneliformis mosseae
Lineage: Eukaryota; Fungi; Glomeromycota; Glomeromycetes; Glomerales; Glomeraceae
Source: the annotation of a GenBank genome assembly
AUGCCUCCAAAACAGACACCGUAUCAAUUCAAAAAAGGCCUUACUUAUGUUAAACCGCUUCCAAAUAUAAAUAAUGAAGAACCUUCAGACGAUGAGCUUAAUGCGAAACGGGAAGAAGAAAGACCUCAAAUUGUAGUAUUAAAAGAAGGAAAACACAUGAGCGAACAAGAAGUCAAAGUGUAUCUGGACUCUAAGGCGAAAUCUAAAGAAAAGGACGGCAAUAAUAAAUCAUUAUUUAAUGUUUUGAUUAAAGAAUCUUCGGAGGAGGAUGAUAAGGAAAGUGAUGUAGAUGAUACUCCUAUUAUAGAUGAGAAAACGGGGAAACUCCUUUUUCGCAAACCAAAAACAAAAAAAGCGUCUAAAAAAAGUAAAUCAGAAACGAUCGUUGGAUCUCAUUCAAAGGCAAAAAAUGAAUCGAAUAUGUCUAUAAAAUCAAUUAAUGAAGCCAUUGAUGUGAUGAAACGAAAGCGAGGUGAUAGCAAGGAUGAUACUGAAAAAGAUACUAAUUCAGAAAAGAAGGCUAAAACAACAAAAAAGAAAUCGCGAAAAGCAAAAGUCCAUUUGAGUUUUAACAAUGAUGAAAUAUGA